UCUCUCUGUUUAAAAUAAUAAUGCUUAAACAAAAACAACUUCACCUCUUCUCUCCCCUCUGCCUCCUUUUCCUCCUCUUCAAUGUCAAUUUCUCGGCUGCUUCCGCGAUUUCCGGCGAAAUUACUGCCAAAGAAAAUCCAUUCACACCAAAAGCUUACCUGCUUAGAUACUGGGACAAAGAGAUCCGCACCAAUUUACCAAAAUCUGCCUUUCUUCUCUCUAAGGCUUCUCCAUUAAAUGCAGUCGACUCCACUAAUUUUGCCAAACUCGCCUCCCAGAACACUCUCUCUUCUGUUCUCCCAUCCUUUUGUUCCACCGCUAAACUCUUCUGUUUCCCCGAUUUAUCCCCGAGUCUCGAGAAGCACGACACCAACGCCAACUUUGCUGUUUAUCUGAACAAGAACUUUACCAAUUACGGUACGCUUCGUCCCGGUGGAGUUGACUCGUUUAAGAACUACUCCGACGGUGACAACCUCCCAGUCGACUCGUUCCGUCGAUACAGCCGGGACUCAAGUGGUCAUGAGGAUCGAUUUUCGAGUUAUGCACGGGAAGCCAAUGUUGCAGACCAGAGCUUCAACACCUACGGCACCGGCGCAACCGGUAGCAGCAGUAAUUUCAAGAGCUACAACGGGGACGUCAAUGUCCCUAAUAUCCGGUUCACCACUUACACCGCCGAUGCGGUCGGCCGGACCAACAAGUUCACCACAUACACCGACAACGCCAACGCAGGCAAUCAGGACUUCACCGCUUAUGGAAAGAAGUCAAACGGAUCCCCCAAUGUGUUUUCCAGUUACGGAAAAGGAUCAAAUGUAAUGGGUUCGGGUUUUUCGGGUUACGGCGAGCGAGGCAAUGGGGCUAAUGAUACUUUCACUUCGUAUGGUGAUGAAGGCAAUGUUCCGACCAAUAAGUUUAACAAUUACGGCGACGGUGGCAAUGCAGCUGUGGAAAGUUUCUCCAGUUACAGAGACCAAUCCAAUGUCGGUGACGAUUCGUUUCAAUCUUACGCCAAGAAUUCGAAUUCUGCAAAAGUUAAAUUUUCAAAUUAUGGGAAUUCGUUCAAUGAAGGUACAGACGUGUUUAAAGGAUAUGGCCAGGGCGCUAAAGGCCAUACGGUUGGAUUCAAGACUUAUGGAGUUAACAACACUUUCAAAGAUUACGCCAAGACUGGGGUUACUUUUGCCAAGUACAACAAUGUCAGCUCUUCAACUUCUCCUAAAAUGGCAGCCACUAGUGGCAGUUUGGUAAAUAGAUGGGUGGAGCCUGGCAAAUUCUUUAGAGAGUCCAUGCUCAAGAAGGGGAACGUGAUGCCAAUGCCGGACAUUAAAGAUAAAAUGCCCAAAAGGUCGUUUUUGCCCCGCACUAUUGUCUCCAAAUUACCGUUUUCCAGUUCUAAAGUCUCUCAAUUGAAGCAAUUGUUCCACGCCGCUGAUAAUUCCACCAUGGAGACGAUAAUUAAGGACACUUUGAGCGAGUGCGAGAGGGCGCCGAGCGCUGGGGAGACCAAGCGCUGUGUGGGUUCGGUUGAGGACAUGAUCGACUUCGCAACCUCAAUCUUGGGCCGCAACGUGGUGGUUCGUUCGACGGAAAACUUGAAUGGAUCGAAGAAGAAGAUAAUGGUCGGAUCAAUCAAAGGAAUCAACGGUGGUAAAGUUACUAAAUCAGUGUCUUGUCACCAGAGUUUGUUCCCUUAUUUGCUUUAUUACUGCCACUCUGUUCCUAAAGUUCGGGUGUAUGAAGCUGAUAUCCUAGAUCCCAACACCAAGGCAAAGAUCAACCAUGGCGUUGCCAUCUGUCAUUUGGAUACCUCGGCUUGGAGCCCCACCCAUGGCGCAUUCUUGGCUUUGGGUUCGGGUCCCGGGCGAAUUGAGGUCUGUCAUUGGAUUUUUGAGAACGAUAUGACUUGGACCACUGCUGAUUAAAGUGGGUUAUAUAACUUAUAUUAUAGUCGUCUGGGUCAUCCGGGUUCCAACCAUUUGUUAAGAUAACUUAGCCGAUGGCUCCCCCUUAUUUGGCUCUUCUGUUUUAGACCUAAUUUCAUGAAAAUAGAGUUUACUUAUAUGCAAUUUUUAUAUUGUCAAUUCAGCACCAAACGUGAGGGGUUCGAGAAAAAAAAAAAAAAAAAA
Messenger RNA from Pistacia vera, 2123 nucleotides. RefSeq names its product polygalacturonase 1 beta-like protein 3. The transcript is spliced from 2 exons. The record is from RefSeq and is a predicted model, not a curated record. NCBI's taxonomy places the organism in Eukaryota, Viridiplantae, Streptophyta, Magnoliopsida, Sapindales, Anacardiaceae. The coding region runs from base 21 to 1919 and encodes 632 amino acids.